This is a messenger RNA of Oenanthe melanoleuca, 2354 nucleotides long. It is a transcript of the gene CA10, whose product is annotated as carbonic anhydrase 10. NCBI's taxonomy places the organism in Eukaryota, Metazoa, Chordata, Aves, Passeriformes, Muscicapidae. The coding region runs from base 666 to 1652 and encodes 328 amino acids. The transcript is spliced from 10 exons. The record is from RefSeq and is a predicted model, not a curated record. Gene Ontology annotation, molecular function: zinc ion binding; carbonate dehydratase activity.
AGCCCCGCCGAGCCCGCAGCGCCGGCGGAGCCCGGGGCCAUGGCGGAGUAGCGGGGCGGGGAGCGGGGCCGGCUCCGAGCCGCUCUGGUAGCUCCCGGCAGCCGAGCUGGAGGCAGGCGCUGGCAGCCGGCGGCUCGCAGCUUGACCUCGGUUUGUUUCGGGACUGCAGGCUGGAGCGGCACGUGCGGUGAGCUGGGAGAGAUAAAAGCCGGGAGGAUUUGGGGCAGCUGCAGCAGGAGGGGAAUCCCCCCUCCCUCCCUCGGCCGCCUCCUUGCCCGGCAUGCCGGCACUGCCCCGCUCAGACGUGCCAAGAGUUCUGGGCUUAACUCGCGCCUGGCCGCCCUUGGAAUAGAGACUCUCCGGAUAUCGCAUCGGCUGGGGUUUGGUGUCUAUGUCGUGUUGGGAAACCUGGUGGGAUUUUUUGUCGCUCGAGGAGGAAGAGCCCGGCGCUGGCAGUUGGCUUCGUGGUGUUUUUUGGAGGGCGAAGGAAGGGAAGGGAUCUCGCUUGAGCCGCUCGGAGAGACAGCUCGGACAUGUGUUGUCAGCACAUCUGGGGAAUACAGUCUGCAAGUCCGAAAGGAAAUUUGCUGGGAUCGUUCAAACUGCGAUAUUGAUCUCUGUUAUUUUUUUUCGCCGAGGGAUGCACUUGGCAUGAGAAUCGGAGGAUGGAAAUUGUUUGGGAGGUGCUUUUUCUUCUGCAAGCGAAUUUCAUCGUCUGCAUUUCAGCUCAACAAAAUUCACCAAAAAUCCAUGAAGGCUGGUGGGCUUAUAAGGAGGUGGUCCAAGGAAGCUUUGUUCCUGUGCCCUCCUUUUGGGGUUUGGUGAACUCAGCUUGGAAUCUUUGCUCUGUUGGGAAAAGACAGUCACCUGUCAAUAUUGAAACCAGCCAUAUGAUUUUUGAUCCCUUCCUAACUCCUCUUCGCUUGAACACAGGGGGAAGAAAGGUCAGUGGGACGAUGUACAACACGGGCAGACACGUGUCCCUGCGGCUGGACAAGGAGCACCUGGUGAACAUCUCGGGGGGCCCCAUGACCUACAGCCACCGCCUGGAGGAAAUCCGGCUACACUUCGGCAGCGAGGACAGCCAGGGCUCAGAGCACCUCCUCAACGGCCAGGCCUUCUCUGGGGAGGUUCAGCUGAUCCACUAUAACCAUGAGCUGUACACAAAUGUCACAGAAGCUGCAAAGAGUCCUAAUGGGUUGGUGGUAGUUUCCAUAUUUAUGAAAGUAUCUGAAUCAUCAAACCCAUUUCUAAAUCGAAUGCUUAACAGAGACACCAUAACGAGAAUAACGUAUAAGAAUGAUGCAUACUUACUACAGGGGCUUAAUAUUGAGGAACUUUAUCCAGAGACAUCUAGUUUCAUUACAUAUGAUGGGUCAAUGACAAUUCCACCCUGCUAUGAAACAGCAAGCUGGAUAAUAAUGAACAAACCUGUCUACAUAACAAGGAUGCAGAUGCAUUCUUUACGACUGCUAAGCCAGAAUCAGCCAUCACAGAUAUUUCUGAGCAUGAGUGACAAUUUCAGACCAGUCCAGCCUCUCAACAAUCGAUGUAUCCGAACCAAUAUCAACUUUAGUUUACAGGGAAAAGAUUGUCCAAACAAUAGAGCACAGAAACUACAGUAUAGAGUAAAUGAAUGGCUCCUCAAGUGAGGCAGAGCAGGCAGGACCCAAAUCCUCAGUGGAUGCUCCUUUGGGAACUGACAUCAUCUACAAUGCACCCACUCCCUCUCUGGGCUCACGUGCACCAUGUGCUGUGGGGAAGGAGCUGCCAUGCUGGAAAACUCCUCAAAGCUCAUUCAUGUGAUUGGUGCCCAUUUCAAAACAAAACAAAACAAAACCAAGAAAAAGCAUUGCAGUAAACGUGAUUAUAAUUUUCCUGAACUAAUUUAGAGUCACAAAGAAAGACUUUUCAGCCUUUGUACAUAUGAAAUUCUUCCUCUUCUCCCCACCUCUCCCUCAAUUGAAAAAACAAAAAAAAAAAUGAAAAAAGGUGGCUCAGUACAGCAUCAAAGUGGAGUUGUGUUCUGUGUGCCAAGUAAUCCUUGGAAAGCUUUCAUUAUUUCACAAUCAUUAAUGGAUACUGACAGGACAGAACAAGACUACUGUAAAGGAAACUUAUUUCUAGGUUAUGAUCUUUCUGUUAAUAAAAUUUAAAAAGGGACAGACUUUGAGAGAUAAGUAUUGUAAAUAUAUCACUGCAGAAUAUAAAGGAAAUUGAAAUAUUUCCCUCUGUCACAUAUCUGUAGUAGGAUUUGGCAAAAUCAGAAUAUAUCCAUUUUCUGUUUCUUGUUUUGCAACAGAUCAUACGUUGUGUUGGUUACUAUUAACAGCUCAAUAAAUGUCUUUAACAAA